Messenger RNA from Paramormyrops kingsleyae, 3802 nucleotides. RefSeq names its product kelch-like protein 9. Gene Ontology annotation, biological process: regulation of cytokinesis; protein ubiquitination. Gene Ontology annotation, molecular function: cullin family protein binding; ubiquitin-protein transferase activity. NCBI's taxonomy places the organism in Eukaryota, Metazoa, Chordata, Actinopteri, Osteoglossiformes, Mormyridae. Gene Ontology annotation, cellular component: Cul3-RING ubiquitin ligase complex. The record is from RefSeq and is a predicted model, not a curated record.
UUUUUAAAAUUGAUUAAUGCAUUUCUAACAUUCCUUCCUUGUAUACAAUGUAUUUGACUUUUUCUCUUGUAUGUGAUAUGUUCCUUUAAAUCUGCCAAGGAGCAAAAUGGUCUGCAUAUGUAGCCACACUUGCUUUGCAUAAGUUAACCACAAAACCAGCAGUAAGGAACUAAACUUCAGCUUCUUUUGCAGCAUUUCUAAUGCUCUAAUAGUACUAAAAAUAAACUCCUGUAGUCUCCUGUCAGUGUUUUGCUAAUGUGAAAUUUCAGAAUGCAUAUUGCAAUUGGCCAUUAGGGUUAAAAAUGUUUUAUCAGCAGCAGUACUUUGGGUGGCAGGGCAAAACAAUGAUUAUUUUUAAAUGAAAGUGAAUUUUUUUCCGUCAGUUUCAAUUAAAUGAUGUUCUAUAUUAGCCAAAUUGUGCAGCGCUUUGUUCAGCAAAGCAGAGUUGCUUAACUAAGAUGGAUAAUAGUUCAUUUUAUUUAUCUUGGGACCUAAAAGAGAUUACUUUUGAAGCCCAUAUCUUAGACAAAGCAGUUAAGGGGAAGAAGUAACACAGGAAGUAAGACUGUUAGGCAGUGGUAAAUGCAGAACAACAGUUCCGUUAUGAGAGAGGUUUACAUAUUUCAGCAGAGUGGAACAUUGUAUCUUUGUAGGUUGUAGGCAAACAAAGGACUGUAUAAAGCUUUGUAGGACAUCCAUCAAUUUAAAUUAACUUCAUCGAAAUUCAGUACAAAACAGUGAAAAUUGUUUGCUUUAAGGAACACCUGAUAAAUAGUCCGAAGAGAUGGGUGAGUUCUUUAAAAUCCAAUGUAGUAAUAGCUAAAUCUGAACAAAAAAUACAUUGAAAAACAUCUGUAAAAAGCCUGGAAUAUUUGUCAGUUAGCAAAAUGAUUAUGCAAUGUAUUUUAAUAUUAUGAACUUUUCCCCAACUGUUUUCCAAUUUAAACAUUAAAAGCAUGAAAUACAUUUUCUGCAUGUAUGUAAAACCAAGUUUUCUGAUGAUUAUAAACUGUCCACAUAGGAUUACUGGGAAAUUCAACUUCGGUUCUUUCAUUGGCACAUCAAUAGCCAAGACAAGUUUGUCUCUCUUUGCCUUUGUGUUGCACUGUUGUUGUUUUUUUCGGGGGGGUUCCAGGAGCAGUGGAGAAGAGGGAAACUUGCUACGGAGGUUGUCUCGAAUGGGAAGCAGACGGGCGUCCCGGGAAACUCUUCAUCCUCAAGGGCAAGCAGCUCCCAUUUAUAGACCCCCUGUUCCAUCUACCAAACCCACUAUCUCAGUUGCAAAUAACUCCAAAACUGAAUACAAUGUUCCAGUCCCUAAAUGUGACACCAAAGUGUUCAGCAGUGACGAACAUGGACACGCCAUCUUACAGGGGUUUCAGCAGUUCCGUUUAAAUGCGACUCUAUGUGAUGUGACGUUGGUGCCAGGUGACAGCGAUGAAACCUUCCCAGUGCACAGAGUUAUUAUGUCUUCAGCCAGUGACUACUUUAAAGCUAUGUUUACAGGUGGAAUGAAAGAGCGGGAAUUACAGGUGAUAAAGCUGCAUGGUGUGAAAGGACUUGGACUGAAGAAUAUCAUUUCUUUCAUCUACACUGGUAGUGUCAGUCUGAGCCUGGCCAGUCUGCAGGACACUUUGGAAGCUGCCAGCUUUUUGCAGGUGCUCUCUGUCCUGGGUUUCUGCAAAGAGCUGCUCAGCAGUGAGAUUACUAUAGACAACUGUGCAGAGGUGGAACGCAUUGCCAGUAACCUUCAUCUGGAAGAGGUUCAAGUGUGCAUCAAUGAGUUUGUUCUGCAGAACUUCUCAGAUCUGGUAAAAAGCGACAUGUACCUGAAGCUUUCCCAGUCAACCAUGGAGUAUGCUCUAGCUAAUGAUGCUCUCAAGGGUUUCUCUGAGAUGGCACUGUACAAGGUGGUUCGUGCAUGGCUGGAUUGUGACCCCGUCAGCCACCGACAGCAUACCUUUAGCCUAAUGAGUAAAGUACGCUUUCCUCUAAUGAGCCCAGCAGAACUUCUGCAGAUCUCCCAGGAAGAUGUUUCUCUCCGUGCUGACACUGAUUGCGUCAACCUCCUGUUAGAAGCCAGCAACUACCAGAUGAUGCCCUUUCUGCAGCCAGCCUUGCAGACGGAGCGUACAUGCAUCCGUUCUAAUUCCACCCACCUGUUGGUCUUGGGAGGGGUGAUGAGGCAACAGUUAGUGGUCAGCAAGGAGCUGCGUCUCUAUGAUGAAGAGGCCCAAGCUUGGAAAGCUCUGCGGCCUAUGGAUGGCCCACGUUAUCAACAUGGUGUUGCCCUCAUUGGUAACUUUUUAUUCAUUGUAGGAGGCCAAGAUAAUUAUGACACCAAGGGCAAAACAGCAGUAGAUACUGUCUAUCGCUAUGAUCCCCGUUUUGACAGAUGGCUGCAAUUGGCCUCUCUCAAUGAAAAGAGGACCUUCUUUCACCUCAGUGCGCUCAAGGGCAAACUGUAUGCUGUGGGGGGCAGGAAUGCCAGCGGAGAGAUUGACACUGUGGAGUGCUACAGCCUCAGUCAAAAUGAAUGGACACUUGUAUCACCAAUGACAGAGCCACAUUAUGGGCAUGCUGGGACAGUUCAUGGAGAUCUUAUGUAUGUUUCUGGGGGUAUAACACGGGAUACCUUCCAGAAGGAACUGUGGUGCUAUGACCCAGAAGCAGACAGCUGGAGCCGACGAGCAGAUAUGACCACAUUGCGUGGUCUGCACUGCAUGUGCACCAUCGGAGACCGCCUCUACGUUAUGGGUGGAAACCACUUUAGGGGUGUCAGUGAUUACGAUGAUGUGCUAAGCUGUGAGUUCUACAGCCCUGCAACAGACCAAUGGACUAGUGUUGCACCCAUGCCUCGUGGCCAGAGUGAUGUUGGCGUGACUGUUUUUCAGGGUUAUGUGUAUGUGGUUGGGGGGUAUUCAUGGAAUAACCGCUGCAUGGUAGAUGUAGUACAGCGCUAUGACCCUGAAGGUGAUGUGUGGGAGAAAAUGUUCCAUAUUCUAGAGCCCUUGGGUGGAAUUCGAGCCUGCUGCAUGACUGUGCAUCCACCUAAGAACAGUGUGGAAGUUCAGAUUCAGGAGUGCCCACUCUUCAGUGGCAAAACCUCAUAAAAGAUUUGGUACUAAAUUGAUUUUAUUGAACAAAAUUGACAACUAAUUCUACAAAGCAGGACUGUAAAUGUUCUGUUAUAUCAUAUAGUAUUAUCAUGCUUAAAAUUGUGGUAAACCAUUGGUUUAUGUUUUUUUUUUUUUUUUUUUCAAAAUUUAUUGUGUUUAGAUCAAACAGUUCUGUACAGCAUGUAAUGUAGUGACUGAAACCUUUGGAUAGCAACGACUAAAAUUUAAAUAUAAGGUAGUUGAUUAUAAAUGUUUUGCUAUUCUUGAAUGAUUGAGAGAGAUAUUUUAAGAAUGAGUUAAGGUGGAACGGAAAGAAAAAUGCUUUUGGCAUUUUCUGUUUUAUUUUAGCUGAUCUGCCUAAUAAUCUAGCAGUAUAUUGUAAACAAGGUUGCAAAGGAUGUACAAGGUAAAAUGUUAAAAUGGAAGGCACACAAUUUUGGCAAAAUAUAAUAUUUGUGUUGCAUGAUGGUAUAAUCAUAGUCUUUUGAUAUACUUCUAAAGAACAAAUUAGUAAUUAAGUAAAUGACCAUGCCACUAGGCAUCUGACCUUCCUCCAAAAUCUGUACAUAUCAUGGCUACUCUUGGCACAAGUUGUUUUUAAAUAAUCCUUUAUAUGAACAAUGUUGAUUCAUUUUGCAAAAACUGUUAAAUUGUAUGCAAUACAAUAUAUAAAAAGAAGGAAA